GAAUAAAUACGUGUUUUGCACAAGAUCGUAAACACCUUUUGAUUGUUUAAAUUGAUUAUUAUUUUCUACAGAAAUAAAGUGUUCAAUAUUUAACAACAUCAGAUUUAUAAAGUUAAAGGUUUAUAAUAGUUAAAUUUUUUAUUUAUAAAAGUUUUCCAGCAAACAUGAGUCUGUUAGGGCUAGUCGAUUAUGGAAGUAGUGAUGAGAGUGACAAUGAUGAUUCUCAAGAAGGAAAUAAAAUAACUACAAAUUCAAUCGAUGUUAGUUGUAAUGAUAAUUCAACAAAUAUAAUAAACACAAAACUCGAAAACGCAACCAUAAAUGUUGAUAAGGUACUCGAAAAUACUCCAGUGUUGACUGAAAAAAAAUCUAGGUUAGAAUCACAGCAGGAUGAAGACGACGAUAUACGUCCUUCAGAAAGUAUUUUCUCAAGUCUUCUCCCACCACCUAAGGACAAUUUAGUCGGUAGUAGCAUUCUUGAAGAAGAUGUUCCUGUAAUAGUAAAUAAAUUUCCCAUUGAAAAACCACCGGGGAAAAAAAGAGGUCCUGUUCAGAUUUCCAUUCCUUCAUUAUCUGAUUUUGAUGAUCUCGAUGAAGAAAAGGAUAAAAAAAUGACAAAACCUCAACCUUCAAAAAAAUUACCUGGAGUAUUGAAUUUACUUCCUCCUCCAAAAGAUGAACUAAUAAGCACAGCUAAAUUAGUUCCACAUACUUUGACAAAGAAAGUUAUGAAAAAUACAUUAACACCAACGCAAAUAAAACAUCAAGCAAAAAAUCGUGCUCUUGAAAAAACUAAAGUUAAUUCUAAUAAAACUAAAUCAACACCUAUGUUGGAUUCAGAUUCAGAAGAUGAAGAUGAUAAGAAGGAUAGUAAAGAUGGAAAAAGUAUCGACUUUUUCUCACUUUCUGAACCAAUAAAUAUUCCUCUUUCUGAUGAAAUUGUUGCUUCAAACAUGCUACCUCUGGAAGAGAUGAAAAAUUCAGUAGAAACCACUUCUAGCUCAAAUAUAAAUGAUGUUGAAGAUACUGGAACCACAGAAGAUGGAAAGAAAUUAAUAAGUACUGUAAUGAAUUUACCCAAAGAUGAAAUUAUUCAAAAAAAUAAAGCUGAAGUUGGUCCAAAACUGCCAGUACCAGAACAAGAAUUUAAUGUAGAUACUGAAGGAAAUUUAGCAUUUGAUGAAAAGGCAAUUGAGUAUCUCUGUGGUAAAAGAGGAGUUAAAAGAAAAAAUGAAUUGAUAAAUGAAGCUGAAAUUAUUCAUAUCAGUGGAGAAGAUAUAAAACCAGAUGAAAGGGAAUGGUUAGUUAAAGCGUUAACAGAAGAACCAAUACAGAGACCAAUUUCUUUAAAAGUUACUGCAGGUGGUCAAUCGAAAAAGAAACAUCAAAUUACUUAUCUCGCUGAGCAAGCUAAGGCUAUGGAGCUUGAGUUGAAAAACCAAUGGGCUUCUAAUAGAUUGAAUAGACGCCAAGCUAAAUCUAAAUAUGGAUUUUAGACUCAAUUAUAGUGGAUAAUAACUUUAUAAAAAAAUAAAAUAAAAUAUCAUUUGUAAUAAAAAUAUCAAAACUUUUAUUUCAACAUUAAUUAAUUUAUAAUCGAGAGUCUAGAGUAUUAUUAAAGUAUUGAAUUUCAGUAUCUUGUCAACAAGGUUCACUUCUCUAUUCUAAUUACGCCAAAUCUAUGAUAGUUGGAGAAGCCCGUGAAAAACGAGUUUAGGUAUGGCCAUCUCUGAUCAGAUUAGUAUUAUGUGACAAUACAGAUCUGAUCAGAUGGAACAGAUAUAAUCAGAUUAAAAUUUUAGAUCUGAAACGAUCUAAAUAGACAUGACAUCUAUUUAGAUGCUAACAGAUGAAAGGUAUUCAGAUCUGUUUGAAUCUGAUCACAACUAAAUAAAGUUGUUAAUGUUCUAUAGACAGAAAAAUCAGAUCUGAUCAUAUUAAGAAAAAAGUUUAUCAGUCUGAAUCCUAAAUCUGAAAAAGAAUUAAUCACUUUUGUAAAGGAUUUAAGAAAAAUAAAUAGCUGCAGUUAUACGAAUAGAUGAUUUAUAUAGUGAAAAUUAUUACAGUUUACGAAGUAUUAUUUUGAUUUUACCUGAAUCACUAUAAAAAAAUUUAUUUUGAUCAUGAUUUAACGACUACAUUUAAGAAAUGUACAUAUUAAUAUUAUUAAUAAAAUUUUAAAUAAUUCAUCAAAUUUAAGUUAUUUAUAUAUAAUUGAUUAUUAGUUCCUUAUGUGGAAUAAAAGCUUGAAUGACAUUAAAUAUGCCUGUUCCUCCCUCAGAAUACGUUCCUGAGUGGCUAAGACCGUUGGAUUGCCUGGAACAAGCCUUAACAUCAUGCUCCAAAAGUUUAAGUUCAUCUUGCCUUCUAAAGUUUUAGAAGAGGAGAAGUUGCAAAGAGAACAUGAGAGGAAGAAAAGAAAUUCAUAAAAUAAUGUUUCGAGGACGACUAAACUAUAAGAGAAAUUUUUAACGCAAAAAUCACAAAUCCUGAGUCCUAACCAGACAAAUAAUUAUUUUUUAAAUAAUAUCAAAUUAUUCCGAUCAAUGGUUGUCUUUUAAUAUUUUUUUUUUGUAGUUGAUUAUUGAAAGAAAAAAAGAAUAAACUUGCGUGAUAGAAAAGUAUAAAAAUAAAAAAAAAAAAGUAAAAUAACUACAAAUUAAAUCGAUGUUAGUUAUAAUGAUAAUUUAACAAAUAUAAUAAACACAAAACUCGAAAAUGCAACCAUAGGCGUUGAUCAGGUUUAAGUUGAAAAUAGUCCAGUGUUGAAAAACCAAUGGGCUUCUAUAAUAAAUUAGCUAGACGCCAAGCUCAAUCUGAAUAUGGAUUUCAGACUCAAUUACAGUGAAUAAUAAUUUUAUAAAAA
Messenger RNA from Chelonus insularis, 2866 nucleotides. RefSeq names its product proline-rich protein PRCC. The coding region runs from base 165 to 1496 and encodes 443 amino acids. The transcript is spliced from 4 exons. Gene Ontology annotation, cellular component: nucleus. The record is from RefSeq and is a predicted model, not a curated record. Lineage: Eukaryota; Metazoa; Arthropoda; Insecta; Hymenoptera; Braconidae.